AGCCGUUGCUUACUUGUACCUAUGGCUGUGUCCUGCAAUCCUUAUAAAGUGGACGAACACACCUUCCCACCCAGUCUCAGCGUGCUGCGAAGCCUGCCGGCCAUGAGAAUCUAUUAUCUCCUCUUCGUGUUGCCCUUCCUGUUCUUGAUGCCUGUUCCAGGAAAUGGAGGAAUUAUAAGCCUCCUGCAGAAGCAGUUUUGCAGUUUGAGAAGCGGCAGGUGCGCUCUGCUAACCUGCCUUCCAAAGGAGGAGCAAAUCGGCCGAUGUUCUCUCAGCGGCCGAAAGUGCUGCCGAAGAAAGAAAUAAAAAAUCCAGAAACGCGAUGGGAGUGUUGUAAAGUGUCGUGAGAUGCCUCCUGGAAGUUUGUAGAAGCAAAAUCAAAUUAAAUAUUUUUCUCAAAACAA
Molecule: messenger RNA, 404 nt
Organism: Herpailurus yagouaroundi (jaguarundi)
Lineage: Eukaryota; Metazoa; Chordata; Mammalia; Carnivora; Felidae
Product: beta-defensin 103A-like
Exons: 2
Coding region: 22-306 (94 amino acids)
Biological process (GO): defense response to bacterium; cell chemotaxis
Cellular component (GO): extracellular region
Molecular function (GO): chemoattractant activity; CCR6 chemokine receptor binding
Source: RefSeq, a predicted model, not a curated record